AAGGUGUUUGUCCCCUUCUCCGGUCUCUCAUCUUCUUCAACCCCUAAAACCCUAGUUUGUUACAGAGCCAAGUAAACAUUCAGCUAUGCCCCAAAACGACGACGUUCGCUUCACUUCUUCUUCUCUCAAACUCCCUCUCUUUUCUCCUCCUCUUCAACACCAUACCCAAAAAAACCCUUUCUUCACCAAUCUCCACUUAAUUCUCCAAAAUUCCAGUCUCCAAAAUCCAAUUUUACAAACUUUAUCCAAAUUCCCACUCCCAAAAUUUCACCAAAAUUUCAAUCCCCAAAAUGCAAUUCUCCAAUUCCUUAAAAAACCCAGAAACAUCAACCUAUUUAACUGGAAUUUACCAAAAACCCCACUCAUCUGCUCUGCAUCAAUGGCAUUGACUCAGAGUCAGGUUCAGAACAACCCGGAUGACUUACCCGGGUCGACUCAGUUAUCGGGCUCGGGCCCGAAAAUGGGGAGUGGGAAUGAGGAGAGAGUUCUGAUUAGUGAGGUAUUAGUACGUAACAAGGAUGGUGAAGAACUUGAACUGAAGGAUUUGGAGAGUGAAGCAUUAAAUGCGCUUAAAGCGUGUCGGCCCAAUUCGGCACUUACUGUACGAGAGGUACAAGAAGACGUGCAUAGAAUAAUUGACAGUGGGUAUUUUUGCUCUUGUAUGCCUGUUGCUGUUGACACUAGAGAUGGUAUUCGCUUGGUUUUUCAGGUAGAACCAAACCAGGAGUUCCAUGGUCUGGUAUGUGAAGGAGCCAAUGUGCUUCCAGCAAGGUUUAUAGAGGAUUCUUUUCGAGAUGGAUGUGGAAAAAUUGUUAAUAUCAAGCGGAUAGAUGAAAUAAUAAGCUCAAUAAAUGGUUGGUACAUGGAGCGGGGUCUUUUUGGAGCGGUAUCAAGUGUAGAGAUGCUCUCUGGAGGUAUGAUUAGGCUAGGAGUUUCUGAAGCAGAGGUGAAUAACAUAGCCAUCCGCUUCCUUGAUAGGACUGGUGAGCCAACUGUAGGGAAAACAAGGCCUGAAACUAUACUUCGGCAACUUACUACGAAGAAAGGGCAGGUUUACAGCAUGCUUCAAGGGAAAAGAGAUGUGGACACUGUCUUAGCUAUGGGCAUUAUGGAAGAUGUUAGCAUUAUCCCUCAACCCGCUGGAGAUACUGGUAAGGUAGACUUAAUUAUGAAUGUUGUUGAGCGUAAAAGUGGGGGUGGUAUUUCUGCUGGUGGUGGAAUUUCUAGUGGGAUCACAAAUGGACCCCUUGCUGGAUUGAUUGGCAGUUGUGCCAUAUACCACAAAAAUCUUUUCGGAAGAAAUCAAAAGCUGAAUUUGUCACUGGAGCGAGGGCAAAUUGACUCACUUUUUCGGAUAAACUAUACAGAUCCAUGGAUUGAAGGAGAUGAUAAGAGGACUUCAAGAUCAAUUAUGAUACAGAAUUCCAGGACGCCUGGCACGCUUGUUCAUAAUCAACCUGAUGGUAGCCUGACGAUAGGACGUGUCACGGCUGGGAUUGAGUACAGCCGGCCGUUCAGACCAAAGUGGAAUGGAACAGCUGGAAUCGUAUUUCAGCGUGCUGGUGCUCGGGAUGACAAAGGGAAUCCUAUUAUAAGGGACUACUACAGUAGUCCACUUACUGCUAGUGGCAACACUCACGAUGAUAUGUUGCUUGCCAAACUUGAAACUGUCUAUACUGGUUCUGGUGACCCUGGUUCUUCGGUGUUCGUUUUCAAUAUGGAGCAAGGGCUUCCUGUGUGGUCAGAGUGGCUAGGUUUCAACAGAGUCAAUGCUCGUGCUAGAAAAGGAGUCUUAUUAGGUCCUAUGCGUCUUCUCGGAAGCUUCUCUGGUGGUCAUGUGGUAGGAAAUUUUCCGCCUCAUGAAGCAUUUGCCAUUGGUGGAACCAAUAGUGUGAGAGGAUAUGAAGAAGGCGCAGUUGGCUCAGGCCGGUCUUAUGUUGUUGGCUGUGGAGAAAUUUCAUUCCCUCUGAUGGGGCCAUUAGAAGGGGCAGUAUUUGCUGAUUAUGGCACAGAUCUUGGUUCUGGUCCAAGUGUUCCUGGUGAUCCUGCUGGACCAAGGCGAAAACCUGGAAGUGGAUAUGGAUGUGGAGUUGGUAUUCGCGUAGACUCGCCAUUAGGACCUCUAAGACUGGAGUAUGCCUUCAAUGACCAGAGGACUGGGAGAUUUCACUUUGGUGUUGGCCUUAGGAACUGAUGCUUACUAUAGUCCUUACUUGUUUAUUGACAUUUAUUAUAUCAUCUUAUUUUUUGGUUUGCCUUCUUAGGUUA
This is a messenger RNA of Nicotiana tabacum (common tobacco), 2268 nucleotides long. Its product is annotated as outer envelope protein 80, chloroplastic. Gene Ontology annotation, biological process: chloroplast organization; embryo development ending in seed dormancy. Gene Ontology annotation, cellular component: outer membrane. Lineage: Eukaryota; Viridiplantae; Streptophyta; Magnoliopsida; Solanales; Solanaceae. The record is from RefSeq and is a predicted model, not a curated record.